Messenger RNA from Pollicipes pollicipes, 590 nucleotides. RefSeq names its product Methyl methanesulfonate sensitivity 4 (gene mms4). Gene Ontology annotation, cellular component: Holliday junction resolvase complex; nucleus. The transcript has 3 exons. The record is from RefSeq and is a predicted model, not a curated record. Gene Ontology annotation, molecular function: crossover junction DNA endonuclease activity. NCBI's taxonomy places the organism in Eukaryota, Metazoa, Arthropoda, Thecostraca, Pollicipedomorpha, Pollicipedidae. The coding region runs from base 5 to 571 and encodes 188 amino acids. Gene Ontology annotation, biological process: resolution of meiotic recombination intermediates; double-strand break repair; mitotic intra-S DNA damage checkpoint signaling.
GCCAAUGGCGGGUAGCUACAAGAAGGGCGAGGCGGUGCGAAAUGGUGGAGGGAACCGCAGAAAAGGAGCUCCCAAUUUGGACCGGCUGCAAAUGGAAGCCGUUCUCGUUGACACCCUGUUGGACACCCCGCACAACUUCAGAUUCGUCAAUUCACCAACAGACGGCGGAGAGUUUCUGGCUCAAAUGUCCAAAGCCAUCGCGGAGGCACCAUUCAAACGGCGCCGCGCCGAGCCGCAGUUCUCGUGGUUCGCCGAGGCCGACUCGGCGCGCCCGGUGAAGGUGGACCGCGAGCAGCGCGGCCUGCGCCGGCUCUGGGCGGAGCAGCUGCGCCAGCUGCCCGGCGGCUCGCUCGAGGCCGCCCAGGCCGUGGCUGACGUCUACCCCAGCCCGCAGGCGCUGAUCAAGGCCUAUGCAGCGUGCCUGUCUGAACAAGAGCGCCAGGCCCUGGUGGCUGACCUGCCCAUUCGGAGGACGGUCGGCCCGCUCGUCAGCUCCCGUCGUGUCGGCAAGGAAAUGAGUCGGAAGCUCUACCUCGUGAUGUCAUCCACAGAUGGCGCCACGGAAAUAUAAUCGGUGGUUCCUGUGACGU